AUGAAGGUGGUUCUGUCUCUUCUGUUGGUUGCCAUCACCUACGUGGAGUUUGGGCAAACCUUGGAAUGUUACACGUGCCCUGAACCUGUCAGUGUCGAUCAGUGUACGACAAUCCAGACUUGCAAGAGUAAUGAAACCAUGUGCAAGACAACUAUGUAUUCCCUGGAGGAUGUUUAUCCCUUCACGGGAGUCCUGACUGUCACCAAGAUGUGCUCUUCCGUCUGCAUCCCGUCCGAUGUGGAUGGGAUUGGCUUGACGCGCCCCGUCUCCUGCUGUUAUACUGACUUGUGCAAUGUGGAUGGUGCAGCUAGUCUGAGGAGCAGCUUUGUGCCAGCUGUGGUGCUAGCAAGCUGUCUCUGCAUCCUCUUCUGGACUAGACUGUGA
This is a messenger RNA of Melopsittacus undulatus (budgerigar), 384 nucleotides long. Its product is annotated as ly6/PLAUR domain-containing protein 2-like. The coding region runs from base 1 to 384 and encodes 127 amino acids. NCBI's taxonomy places the organism in Eukaryota, Metazoa, Chordata, Aves, Psittaciformes, Psittaculidae. The record is from RefSeq and is a predicted model, not a curated record. Gene Ontology annotation, cellular component: plasma membrane. The transcript has 3 exons.